UGUCUCUGUUCUGCUCCUCGGCUCAGUGUCUCUUAAACACACCUGACUUUUAUCGCCGCUUUCCUCUCUCUCUCUCUCUCUCUCUCUCUCUCUCUUUCUUCGGAGCAUCCAUGGCGAUUCACGGAACGGUCAUCUUUCUGGGUUUGCUCCUGCUCCUUGAAAUGCAUUCUUUUUCCACAGUGUCGGCUACUGAUUGCCCCUUAGAUUUGAGUGGGUCAAACUUCACAUUGGCUGCCUCCAUAUGCUCCAAGAAAGAAGACAGAGCAAGGUGUUGCCGCUACAUUAAUGCCCUUGUUGCAGUAUCUAUUGCUCACUAUGCAAAUCUGACGAGCAACCUUGGGGUUGCUUCAGAUCUACCUCAGAUUUGCCUCAAUUCCAUUUCAGAAACCUUACAGCUAUAUGGGGUGACAAGAAAUGCAACAGUUCUUUGUGGAUUGGGGACCAGAAUCCCGGUUAAUUAUGAGUGUCAGGGUCGAACAACUGUCACACAGAUGCUUCAAUCUCCUAAAUUUGCAGAUGUCACAAAAAAUUGCAGGCUGCCACUUUCAGUGGAAAGUAAUUGCAGAAAAUGUUUAAAUGCUGGUAUUCUUUAUCUUCGCAAUUUGGUAGGGGCAGCAGAUAAUAUGACAUUGAGUACUUGCCGGGAUGCAACCUUUGUUGCGCUUGCAAGCCAAGUUGAUAAUGUGUCAGCUGUCAACUUUGCGAGCUGCUUCUUUGGGGUUCAAGGGCUUAUGACUCCUAUAGCUUCAGAGCCAUCCCCAUCUUUGCUUUCACCUGAAGCAUCUCCUAGUCGUCCAGUUAAUGCUGCUAGCCCAAACCAGCUCUCCCUGAGUCCAUCUCUCAACAGAAAACACCAUCACUACCAUCUCACAUUAGUUCCAGGUCUGGGCAUAGUAGUUACAGCAGUUGCUGUUAUGAUGCUGGUAGUGUUGACAUUUCUGAUUCGUAGGAAAAGCCGAGAACUGGAGGAUUCUGACAACAUCAAUAAGACAUCUCAAAAACCCUUUGCUCGGCCUUCAAGAAAAUUUCCAAAAGACCCAUCAUCUGCAUUCCGAAGUUUCAGUUAUAAGGAGACAAAAUAUGCAACAAAUAACUUCAACACUGUAAUUGGACAAGGGGGGUUUGGAACUGUUUUCAAAGCUCAGUUUAGUGAUGGUUUAGUAGUAGCAGUGAAGCGGAUGGAUAAAGAUACGGAGCAGGCUGUGGAUGAGUUCUGCAGAGAAAUAGAGCUCCUUGCUAGGCUGCAUCAUCGUCAUCUUGUUGCUCUCAAAGGAUUUUGCAUCGGGAAACAUGAGAGGUUACUCAUGUAUGAGUAUAUGGCAAAUGGAAGCUUGAAGGACCACCUUCACACUCCAGGUAGACCUCCUCUGAGUUGGCGGACUAGAAUUCAAAUUGCUAUUGAUGUGGCAAAUGCCUUGGAGUACCUCCAUUUCUAUUGUGAUCCUCCCCUAUGCCAUAGAGACAUUAAAUCCAGCAAUAUUCUGCUAGAUGAGACUUUUGUUGCAAAGGUUGCUGAUUUUGGCCUUGCACAUGCUUCAAAAGAUGGAUCAAUUUGCUUUGAACCAGUAAACACCGACAUCAGGGGCACUCCAGGUUACAUGGAUCCUGAAUAUGCUGUCACUCGAGAGCUCACUGAAAAAAGUGAUGUCUACAGUUUUGGUGUGGUAUUGUUAGAGCUGGUGACCGCAAGGAGAGCAAUACAGGACAACAAGAAUUUGGUGGAGUGGUCUGAAGAAUUCAUGGCUUCAGAGUCGAGGCUUUCUGAGCUUGUGGACUCCAGUAUUGGUGAUCUAUUUGACUUGGAUCAACUUGAAACAGUUGUGUCAAUUGCCAGAUGGUGCACCCAGAAAGAAGGGAGGGCAAGACCCUCAAUUAAGCAAGUCCUUCGGCUUCUAUAUGAAUGUUCAGAUCCAAUACACAACAGGUUUAUUGAUGCUGUGGAAGAUGAAGAGUAUGAAGGAACUGAGGGGAGGAGACGAAAUAGUAAAGAAAAAUUACACAGAAGCGAAGCAAUUUUUCACAGUGGGGAUGGAAGGUGUCUUGCUUCGUCUUCAAGUACAUCUAGGUCUUAUUGCAGCAGGAGCUUUCUACUUGAAACUGGUUCUCCGCAAUCUCCUUCUGCCAUACCCUCUGUUUGAGGAUUGCCAAUCAUCUGUUUUAGCAAUUGAUGUUUGGCUGGAAAUUUUUGGGUGGAGCUUUAAUGACGAAGCACAGUCGCAUGCUGUCAUAAUUUAUUCAGGUACUUAUAGCUUUCAACCACAUUGACUAAAUUGAAGCUUUCUUUUAUAGAGAAAUUCAAUUGACUUAAGGAUGAUUGUUAGCCAUGGUAAGUUGAAAAAGAAAUUAGAGAAGAAAGAAUGAAGAGCAGGGAUUUUUGUUUUUGGUUAGAUGUUUUGAAAAUUUUGGUGGGGAAGAGCUAGAAAUAUGUAUCUGGGCUUAUAUUGUUAGGGGUGUAGAGCUACAAUCAGAUUUGUUUGUACCACCAAUUUGAAAUCUUCAAGGUUGUAAUGAAUUGCGAUUUUAUAAAGUUAUGUUUUGUCUUUUGUUCAGCUGACACCAUUAGCACCCAUGACCGCAUAUAAUAAGUUAACAACUCAUUUCUUUUAAAUUAUAAAAUGUAUUGGCAGUUAGCAAAGCUGGUACUUUUUUGAUAUGAUGACAAUAGAAUAUUAUAGCAAGGACAAAGCAUGUCUCUGCUUCUGACAGUAUCAAGUAUUAGUGCAUUCUGUACUUGUUUAUCACUUCUAGAAAUAUGAAAGAUGCAUCUUGAGAAAGCAAACUAAAUAAAUUAUUGUUGCAUGUUAUACAGAUUCACUUUGAAAUGAACUCGUCUUGCUUUAUCAUGAGAAUAUAUAAGGAUAUGAUCUUUCAUACUGUUGAUCAUUCACUUUAUUUUCUUAUUGUUUCCUGCGAGGACUCCAUUUUGGAGAGUAGAUCUUGUGCCAGAUAGGUUGUGUGUUCCAUCCAAGUAAACACAUAAACCUUCAUGGCAUCCCCAGAAGUGUAACACCCAUCUAGCGUGGUUUUUGGCAGUUUGACUUCUUUGGUGCUUUGUAUGGUUGUGUGAGUGUAAAACUCUGGUUUCCUUUGGAUUGCAAAAUAUAGCCUUACAGCAUCACAAAACUACUCUGAUAGUUUGUGGUCAACUGCAAAAUGAACUGGCAUAUUUCAGGAAAUACAUGAAACAAACCCUUAUCCUUUUAUUUUACUCACUAACAUCUCAGCUUAUCAAAAUAAUAAUAAUAAUAAUAAUAGUCAAAUAUAUUAGAAAAACAUCUUAGGUCAUUUGCCAAUCACUUGUUUUCAAUUUCCAGGAAUAUCAUAGCUGAUGAAAUAGUAGUUGGUCUUGUUUUCCGAUGGUCAUGUUCAUUGGAUGUGUUGAUCAAAAGUGAAUUUCCUUUCUUUUUAGAAAAUUCAGUUAUUUGAUUAUAUAGGUGAGCCAUGAAAUGACUCGCUAGUUUUCAGGUACAGCUUUUAAAACUUUUUUUGGCAAGUGGCCAAUUCUAGUCCAAGGCAGUCACAAGUUUAAAAGAGACCUACAGUUAUUCAACCAGCUUCGAAAUUUUUAGUUCUCUCCCAUGAAUACUGUUAGAAGUAAGCCUUAUAAAAGCAGGCCUACCUAGGUAGCGAAUUCUGUUGUAACUAUGUUUGAAUCCAAAGUAAAGAAAUCAUAUUGUUAAUCCUGAUUUGGCCCUCAUGAGUAGUUUCUCUGUCCAAGUAUCUUCUUUUGAUCAUUCCAUCCACAUCAAAUUAACAUCAUCUUUCACCGUCUUUGUGAUUUUCACCUUUUCCAAACAUACAAAGUUAGCCAAAAUAUCAUCUUUAGUGCAAUAUGUGUAACUUCCAAAACUUGUCAAUUGAUUUCAAUUUUUAGCUUCCUUACAUGGACCAGAGUACAGGUUACUCUGAACUCUGUAUAACAAGGAACAUUGAAUCCUCAAUCAAAUAUCCAAGGUCGGUACCCCUUACAAUGGAGCGUUUAACUUGUCCCAACGUGUCCUCUGUUUGCUCCUCCCCCUCCUCUCAAUUGGCACUGCAGCUGGUACACAUCUACAUGAACUUCACUUCUUCUCUGGAUGGUCUCUGCAUGUUCUUGAUGGCUUCAGUGCAUUUCUCUCCCAGUCCCACUUAAAAUAACGGGAGAAAAUGCCUGACCAUGUUGCCAUAUAUCCAGAAAGGUCUAAUGCACCUCCAUACAACCAUACAAAAUUUCUUGGCUUGUACAAGCACGCCUCUGGCUGGUGCCUUGCUUUGGUUGAUUGUAAGUGUUGUUGACAUUGGAACGUAGCCAUAAAGUGAGUUUCAACAAUAAUGGCAUGCCUUGCCAGCAUGAUGGCAUGAACAUGUCAAGCUGGAAGAGAGCUAAACUCUUCUCAUUGUAACAACAAACUUAUGGGGUGCACUCAUUCAGAAAACAGAUGAAGCACCCAUAUUGAAUGUAUUAAAAACUUAGGGUUAUGACACUCUGAGAGAUUACGAUGGUCAUGGAACUCAUGCACUGUCAGCAGCUGCUGGCAGUGGGGAGCUAUAUGCUGAGUACUGCAGCUAUGCCAAAAGGAACAGCCAUUUGUAUUGGCAUCAAAGGCCUGGCUGGCAACAUGCAAGUGUUAUUCCUCAACAAUGCAGUGUCUAGUGACUCUGGAGUGGAUCAAGCUACAGUUGAUGGUGUUCAUCUCUUGUCACUGUCAUUAGGGGUCACAGAGACACCAUUCAAUGAUAACCCAAUCGUUCUAGGAGCUUUCUCAGCAAUGGAGAAGGGGUUUUUUUGUCUCUUGGUCAUCUGAAAAUAGAGCCUUCAUGCUUAUGCAAUCCUCAAUGGAGGGGAAACCUUGAUUUGCAAUUUUGCUGCUCAAGUCACACUUGGAGAUGGGGUCCUUACAGUUACUAGGAAGUCUGUCUAUCCAGAAAAUCUGUUCAUCUCAACGAUUCCUAUUUACUUUGGUCAAAGAAAUAGAAUUAAGGAAACCUGUGACUUCUGUUCCUUAGAUCACAAGGAUGUUGAUGGAUCUUCUGUGUCUUCAAUUCAGAGGGCCAAGUUUUUUAUCUUUCAGUAUUAGUUUGAUAUGUACAAAUGCCAGAACUAUAGUGCAGCUCAGAUGCUGGCCAGUCUCUCUGACCUACUGAUUUCAAAAUGCCUUCUGUGACAUUGAUACCAAAGAGUAUGAUUUCAAGAUGGAGACCAAGUGAAGGAUUGCAUAAUGAAAUCUGAUAACCCAAGAGUACCAAUUUCCAGAGUUGCUUGCUUCUCCUCCCAGGGGCCUGAAUGAAGGGCUCCAAAGUUGCUUCGGAUAAUACAACUGUCUGGUACCUCCAUGGCAUCUCCUCCCAUAGUAGGCAUUUCUGCACUGGUAAAAGCUACCCAUGGACUGGAGCUGCUGCUAUCCAAUCUGCCAGGGCUUGUGUAUGGCAUAAUAAAGGUACAAGAUCAUGUCAAUUUCCUUUGUGGGUUUGAACCAUACUAGAGAAGAUCCAAAUUGUCACAAGAACAUGAUUUUCUUUUUCCAUGUGAUAUAUUGGAUCUCAAUUACCUAUCCUUUAUGGUUCUCUUAAUUAGUUAUACCUUCAAGAGGGUGCUGCCGGCGUUAUGGAUUCGAGAUCCAACUUUGCGCAGCAGCCAAGGGCUCCCUUAGGCAUGAAGGUUCUUGUGCAGAUGAACACAAUCCCUUUCCCUGAAAAUGCAGCACAGCUGAGUCCAGCUGAGAAUCAAGAUUGAUUUUGGAGCAGAGUCCGUGGCAGCCAUAUUUGUAAGAAGUCCUACGGCUUCUCCAUUUACUCCUUGUAUGAAAAAUUCUCAUCCGGUCAUCCCUAUAUGAAUCUUCUUUCCCAGCCAACUAAAUUUAAAGGUGAUUUUGAUUUUCAUCUGCCAUUUUUAGAAGAAGCCAAUCAAUAUUCCAGUAAAGUUGCAGAUGGCAUUUUACAAGCAGCCUGGCCUUUUUGCUAUUGGAAUCUGAGAACAGUUGCUUCUCUUUCUUGCAAGUUUGCCGAUGCCACUGAAUAAUCCAGGUCUAAUUCUGAUUAGGGUUUUUCUCUUUGUUAGACAGAUUGUUGCUCCAGGAUGGUGAUAAUGGUGGAUUAAGCAUAUGGGUUUGGACAAAAGCGGCAAUCAUUCUAUUAAUAGUAUUUGAAUACUUCUAUUUAGUAUUUAUUAUUAUUAUUAUUAUUAUUAUUAUUACUAUUACUCCCUUCAUUUCCCAAAGGGUUGGAUGAUCAUAUUUGAACUGUAAUAUAUCCCACCAUAUCUUCUUAGGAUAAUGCUACACGAACGGAAUAGUAAACAGAAAGUUAGACAACUCUAACAAAAUUACAUAUCUACCCCUUAAGGCAAAAGACAAGUUCACCCUGACCUCUGACUCUCACUUUCACUCUCUCCCUCUGUCAAAACCGCCCUCUCUCAAACCAAUCCAGUCUUAUCUCUCCCCCACUCUCUCUCUAUCAAAGCCCACUCUUAUCUCUCCCUCUCAAACCCGGUUGCAGCGUCCGCCCCCCACACAGUCGCUCGCACCGCUGUCACCGUCACCCCUGCCACCGCUGCUCGCACUGCCGUCGCCCAAG
Diospyros lotus (date-plum) is the source of this 6552-nucleotide messenger RNA. RefSeq names its product probable receptor-like protein kinase At1g49730. Gene Ontology annotation, molecular function: protein kinase activity; ATP binding. Gene Ontology annotation, biological process: protein phosphorylation. Bases 111 to 2138 code for a protein of 675 amino acids. The record is from RefSeq and is a predicted model, not a curated record. NCBI's taxonomy places the organism in Eukaryota, Viridiplantae, Streptophyta, Magnoliopsida, Ericales, Ebenaceae. The transcript is spliced from 10 exons.